AUGACAGAUCUGUCGACAGCCAUGACGCUGUCUAGUCUGUCUACAGAUGGUAAGUAAUAUUUCUGGAACCGGUUUGAGGUCAAAUUGUUAAAGAUUUAUUUCUUACUCCAGGAGGCCUUCAAAGGGAUCAUAUCUGUCUGGAGAAAGAAAUCACGGUUAAAACCCAGAAGAGUGCCAUGCCCCGCGAGAAGGUAAGAAAUUCAUCCUUAUUUCUAAGUAUCUAAUGUUCUAAGUAACUCAAACUUACAUAAGUUGACAAUUCCACUGCUAAGCUUACAUAAAUUUUUUACUUUGUGUCUGUCUAAAAGUCAUGUCAAAAAUCGUGAAAGAUAUUAUAAUCUUAUGCCAAAAGCUUAUUGUCCGUCGAUUGUUUUCGUUGCGGUCAUAAUUUUUCAGUAUGAGCUAUCUUUUUAAGCGAACUUGUAGUCUUCGGUAUGGUUGAAUGAUGGCCAAACAAGCUUACUUUCCACCCAACAGAAUGCUCGGUGUUCGAAGGUUUAAAAUGAUGUUAAAUAGGCUUAAUUUAAUCAACUUUUACAAGAGCUAUGUGCUCCCGCUCCAUCUUUUGUUUGCUGUAUUAAAAGGACCUAGUGCGGCCUCAGCUGGACCAAGAUAGUGAGCCAUUCAGAACACCGUCAAUUUCAUAGCGGUUUUACAACCUCCGCAAAAAAUAAUAACCUUGGAUCAUUAAAUCGGUAGGAAAAGGCACUGAUUAAAAUGGUCCUGUAAUAAACAGAAAAAAAAUCAUUCCGCUUACCUUGAUUUCUGCACUUACUGUGACUUGUCAAACGAGUAGAUCGCGAUGCAUAAAGAAGUAAAAUGGUUUCCGGGACGCAGUCCUUAGAACGGGACAUUGAUCACCCUUUUCCGAUUGUUGUUUACCUAAUCUGCGGUUAAUUCAGCUGUUCACCUCUUAUAAACCGAAGAAAGGCGACUACUUUGCAGAACAACUAAAAAUUACAAUUUUAUUCCACCAACUCACUCUCUUUUACUGCUGUAGAGGCUCAACAUAAUGUUUCUCACUUCGGCAUUUUUUUUACUUUUAUUUUUUCAAAACUUGAUUUGCAUAUAUCAUGGCCAUUUACCAGAUUUAACAGAUCUCUGAAGUCAACCAUAACUUUGGCUGCAAAUUUGCCCCUGUCUCCCCUCCCUAGAUUACUUGCGUGACCCAGCAUUCUUCGCGAGUUUCCAAGACGAAUCACAUCCGUUGACGUCUUUGGGAGGGAAGUUGGAAGGCAUUUGCUCUAAUUAUAGGAAGCGUAAUUUUAUAGUUAGUCACUUUUGUAUCGAACUUUUGACCUGAGAAACUCAAGAAGGAUAUCGUCCAGGACAGAGUUUUCCGAUCUGUCGAGAGAAUGUAUGGAAGUUCUGAAGAGGUUGUCAAUUUUCACCUCCCUAAAAAGGUCAGUCGCGCGAAUUGUUGUUGCAAUUUAACAUGGCGUAGCAAUACGUUGAAAUUAUCGAGAGGAGACGAGUUUUAUCGUUGGAUUUACCUUUCAUAAUCCUGGAAUUAUGUCCUCGUGCUAAACGACGAAGAUCUAGCAUGUGACACGACCUCACACUUCGAUCUGCUGCUAUGUGAACGCAUAGCUCUUGAGUUGCAAUUUGCCAAUAUUCGAUGCUUCGCACUGGAAUAAUAAAUCUAACGGAUUCUAUCUAGCAAUAACAUUGCUUAAUUUUGAGAAUGUUUCAUUGACGAUUUUCAGUUGAUCUGACCAUCAUUUAUCUGCCUGUUUAGAUAAAAGUGCUCGGUUAGCACAAGCUUUUUUAUUAUUUUAUAUGUUAGUCGUCAGAUUCAGUGAUGCUUCGGUCAUUUGAAUUUACUAUUUGGCCUUGGGUUGUGAGCGUUAUUUGUAUGCAAAACUGUUUGACUUUAUUGUCGUGUCAUUCCCUGACAUUUUCAGGUAUUUACGAUGAGCAAGUCUAUAUAUUUAGUCACGUUAACAAAGUUUUUGCUCCUUGGGGGGUAUGAUUGAUGUUGAAUCACAGUAUGACUAAACAAACUAACACGAACGAAGCUCAAAUUUUAUGCCAAACCAAACCAUUAAGCUUUAUUAUCCAUGUACAUGCAACUCUAGCUUUCCGUAUUUCAAAAUAAAAAUGUAAUGUUAUUUUCACCAAUUACUUUGUUUCUUAGAGUGGUAGUCAGUUUCAUUUUAGAUUUGAAUGUUCAUUAGGUUAUAAUCAUAUCAUUAUAUUAUGUCCAUUUUGUGAGAGUGGCAGUGUAAAUUUGGUUUUGCCAACACUGAUUUUAAGAUAAAUAGAGUUAGCCACCAUAAAUGUAUUCAGAGCCAAUAUCGCUUUGAACGUUAACGCUCAUGGAAAACAAAUUAAAUGUUCAGGUUAGAGAACUAAAAUUCAACAAUUUCGACAGUUCGAGCAAUGAGCGAAGACAAAAUAAUUAGUUCAAUUCAUCCAAGUACCCUGUCAAUGGUUCCCAAAGUACAUGAACUCAGAAGGUUUAUGCAGAGUCUUAAUUGCUUCAGAAACUAUGAAAACAUUUACAAACUAGUUUUCCAACCUGUGGAAAAAGCAUUGUUAAUAAGGAUUAAGUUUGCAGGGGCAAAAAAGGGAAAAUUCUUGAGUUGAUUUCUAAGAUUAAAUUAACGAAUGCUCACUUACGUAUUUAAAAUGACAGUAAAGACAAAAUUAUUUUUCUGAAUUGCCGUACUGACCAUUUAAAUCUGUCCCAUCCAACAUGUCAACUGCAGAUCUCACGUGAACACUUUCCACUCUAUUUCCAAUGUAAUAAUGUUUCUGUCUUUUUCAAAUUUCUUCUUAUUCCUUGCUGCUAAGAACCAAAGUCAAAAGAUAUGCAUUUUUUUUACAAAAAAACUAUAUCUUGCCUGUAAAUUUCUCUUGAAAGAUACAAGUUUAUCCACUGGCAAGGUUUCUGCCUAAGAAAAUUUUUUGGGAGCCUUUCAAGCUCCUAAAAUAAGAAGUUUGGAGACCAAUCCACAUUUCUAGGAGCCCGUUCAAACAAAAUAAGUAACUUUAUUAAACGUGCAACAACUGGUACACUAAUUGGUUGAUGAUAAACUUCAAAUUUAUCAUUUAUGCAACUCAAGGGCACAAAUAGUAACAUAGUAAAGGGUCAGCUAAGAUUCAAUGGCCAAUCUCCUUUUUUCUGUGCUAGAGGUUUUUUGCUUCAUAAUUGUAUUUCAAGAACAGUGGAACCAGGGUAUCUAAACCUAACAUGGUAGUUUUAAUUAGUUCACCAAAAUGACCCUAUCGAUAGUUUCUGUAUCUUAAGUUGACAGUCUCGACCAGAUCCUCAAAGCUUGAUUCACUCUUCUCGAAACCCAAGUCUCCCUCGCAGCCCUUUUUGUCUAGUCACACAAUGCUGUAAAGGAGACAAGACAAAAACAGAAGACUCGAACCAAUCGAGUUUUGAAAGGUGAAAAUCAAAUCUUGCUUUUCAAGAAACCAGCAUUUUCUAUAUUCACCACCUGAAGGGAUUUUGAGAAACGAUUUAUUUUUCAUGUACAGUGAAAGCAACGACCAAAAGGUAUUUAUUUACGUGUGUCGGGUGCGACAGCGUAAAUGAAAAAGAGAUUGAAAUAUGAACUUGAAUAGCUGCCGUAAAUCAUUUUCAAAAACUGAAAUGUUUUGCGAGCCUUUCAAAAGUUACCACAAAACGUACAGCAAAAAAUAGGGUGGCUUAGAUAACACUUUAUAAAUGAGAAAAAAAACCUUUGUGUGUACCGUUUGUGUUCACAGCAAGAUAGAAAACGCUAGAACUUGAAAAAGUUAAAUUAGCUGUACCAACUUCACUGUAUGACACAUGUAAUUUGAAACCUCUUGCUUUUCCACGCAGCACCACUUUUUGUCAAUUUUUACUACAUGCAAUAGCGACCUAAUGUUUCUAAUGCUGGGGAACAAGUCAUGAUGUUAAUAUCGAAGGCAUUUAAGAAUUAAGAAUUAAAUUCGAUCAUUUGACACCAUUUUCAGACAAGAAACAUCAUCUUCACUGCAGUGGGAUUUCAAAACAAGUGCUAGUUUGGUUAUCUUUUAUCAGCGGAAAUAUUUUUUUUACCUCAGCUGAUGACGAAAGGUUUUCGGUUGUCGUUUUAAAAGUGCAGAGUGAGUAGGGAAUUUUGUCGUUCAUUCACUAACUCUAUUUGCUGUUAAUAUUUUAAAAAAUGUAUGUUCAUGAGGACCUUCCCGCCAAAAGUUUAUUUGCAGGAAGUUUUCAUUUUGUACCUUCAGAGUUGACUGAAACUGAUAUGCACAUAUUUAUAUUUUAAUAUAGUGUUUAAAUUUAUUAGUUUACUUUAGGUCAUGAGAGAAAUGCUGGGGCACCUUGUCUGAAAUGUGGACCUGUAAAAUGUGAAGGUGGAUUAGAUUUGCACUUCUGGAGGUAAAGUUACUCACCAAUGAGGCUGUCUGCAUACUUAAAAGGGAAGUGAAUUAAAUGGGAGGGGAAGGUGGGGCUUUAAUAUGCUUCUCAUUCCUUGGGUUUGAGUUUCUUGCAGUUUCGUUGGUUUAUCUGUAUUGAUUGUAGUAAACUAUUUUAUUAUAUAAACACCAAUGAAAUACCAUGUGAGCUUUUGCACGAAAACAUGACAUCUUUUUUGUGAAAAUAACAUAUUAUAUUCAUUUGUGAAAACAUUACUGUUGCCAUGGCUAUGUAAUAAAUCCUGCCUUUCACAACAAAUAACUAUUCAAGUGAAAUGGUUUGGUAUUUCAUUGGUGGUUAUGUAAUAAAUAGAACAUUACAUGGCCACUUGGAGAUACAAAAUUUCUCUUCUGGUGUUGAAGAAAUAUUUUUCAACACUCGAAGAUAAAUUUCGUAUCUCCGCUCGGCCAUGUAAUAUCCUCUAUAUCUUUUCUCUCUUCCAGAAGGCCUCUUCCUGGUUGUUCAAAUGUUCACUAUCCAAGGGCUAAAAAAAACCUUGUAUUCAAGCCUGUCCUUUUUGCAAGCAGCUCUCACAUAUUGCUUGCUGAGGCCGCUCCUUGCUUGUCUUUAAUUAUUUGUUAGAGGGUGACUUGCUUGUACCCUUACCCACUGGGCAAGUAAGCUUUAAAAGUUACUUUCCCAGCAAGAAAAUGUACUUGUACUGGACUGCCAGACGCGACUUUUUCCAAGCCCUGCUUGGGGUGUUCAUUAGCCAUCAGAGAUCAGAGAAUUCUCUGUUUACUACGCAGAAUUCUCCGACUAACGUUCAGUAACUUAUGACUAUGUUUAAUUCAGACAGGGAGCCUCUUUCAAAAUAUUCUCCUGUAACGUUACACAUAUUCUCCUGCUACUUUAAUUCUUAAUGAAAACCCUGCCUGCUAUCCACCAGAUAAAUCACUAUCCAGUGGAUAGGUAUUAGGGAAAAUAAUAAUGUGUUAUCCUCUGGAUAGAGAUUUACCCAGUGGAUAGUGCUUUCCACCUUGAACAACUUGGGCCAGGUCUAAGGCUUAUCUCAUGAGUUCUUAUCCAGUUGGCAACUCUACUAUCCACUCUUUGGACAAAUCAUGACCUGACUGUCAAAUAAUAAUGUUUAAGGAGACUUUUUGGCUGUUUUGCCAUGAAACCUGGCAGAGAUAUGGUUUCUUAGCUAGCAAAGAGAAUAAAUUACAGUGAACUUCCAUCAUAACGGACCCUGUAGGGACCUCGAAUUAGUGUCCUCUUUAGUUCGAGUCCGUAAUAGUGGGAGUUAAUUUAGGUCAAACAUCUGUAAUUUGUUUUCGCCAGGGAUUUAGCUACUGUCCAUAUCGUCAGGGUGUCCGUUAUAGUGGGAUGUUCGCAAGGCGAGAGAACUGUACUCAGUGUUUCGUCUUUUUCACAGGAAAAUCUGCAAGACUUGCAAGUGUAAACCAGAGGAACAUGAUAUCAAGAGUGCAGAAGAAGAGGCCCACAAACUAGUGGUGCACAGUCUGUUCUCCAAAGACUCCCCUGUAGGACACAUUAGGGACUACUUCCGCAAAUUGGAAGAAGCAAAUAAUACUCAGCGGUCUGAGUAUGCCAGGCAGUUUGCAUGGACUCCCCCCGGACUACAGCAGGGUGUGGUAGGUAUUCAAGAUUUGUCUUACUGUAUAAAUUGUUUUUUGACAGAGCCUUUCUAGCAGAGAUAUUUGUAAUGCAGGGUCAUUGUCAUUAGCCUUUUGACGAUAAGGCAUGACUUGAAAGAUUCCUUGUUCUGGAUCCCCAACGGACUCAACAAAUUAGAAUCCUGAAAAACAUGGCAAACAAAACAAAACAACUGGCCAAUGUACGCACUCAAAUCUGGGAAAGUCCCCAAAGGGCCUGAGUGUCUGCGCACAGGGGUCUAGGGGCGUGCCAACCCUGUAAUGAGAACCAAAGGGCCUUUCAAAGGGGCAUUAUUAUUCAAAAUAUUAUUAUUUGAUUUUUGGUUUCCAGUGAGGGCCAUUAGUUAGGCGAAUAUUCAUGGCCACUGUACAAUGUGAUAACAGUUGAUUAUGCUCAAAAUCUUUGACCAUUCCAGUACUAUUUUUAUUCACAACUUCUAAGAAAGUCCAGCUUAAAGAGUGUUGCAUUCCUCAAAAAAACUUCCUGCCUCUUGUUUCUAAAAAGUAGUUAAUCAUUUUUUUGUGAUUUAUUCACAGCUAAUGAAGUACAUGGAGUCGCUACACCCUGAGGUUAAACCUAAAGUUGGAAGUGAUGGUGCUAAGUAUCGCCGCAAGCAAAUGAUGUAUCAGUUACCAAUCCAUGACCAUGAUGAGAACUACUGCGACAAUUUAACUGAAGCUGAAAGAGACAGCAUGAGGCAGUUCUGUGAUGACAGGAACCAAAAUGCUCUGGGAGUAGGAGAUGUGAGAGAGAAAACCAACCCUAUCUCUAAAUGGGUGUGUACAUGUAUUACUAUAAUCAUUGUGGCACUGAUUCACUCUGCAAUUUCUUGAAAGAGUAAAGACUGCUUGCCCCACAAAUGACACUAAACUUCUGGUUAAGUCCAUCUGUGAGCCAGGACGGGAAUCCUUGUCCUGGGUACCAGUAUUUCAGUAUGUACCAUGAUUGGCUUGUUAAAAAAGCCAUUGUCAAUUUGCCAAUCAGGUUGAAGGGAAAUUCAAAAUGCACUUUCGGUAAUUAGUUGAGUCCACUGGGAACCCAAAGCCAGGAUCAGGGGUUCAUUUAUAGAUUACAUCUGUGACACAGGCUCCUAAAAACAUAGUCUGCGAACCGCAGACGUAUUUCCGGUUGUCGCUUCUCUCCCUUUGAAAAAUAAUCAUUUUCGGCAGGUGAAACUAAAGCCCAAAAAACAGGAUGCCUUCGCAGGCUACUAAAAACACUACUACUUAAAAAUGUAUUUUGCUUAAUGUUACAUUUUUGUCACACUUUAGCAUGCAUAAAAGUUUAAAACAAAAAUGGGAAAUUUAAGAAAGCAUUUGAUUUAUUCUGCAGCCAUGAAGCUCUGAAAGAACUUUACUUUCAUUGUCCUUUAAAAACACCUUUCGUUUUUAGGACUAGAAAUGUGGUUUAAUUACUUACACUGUAGCUAAUUAUAUAACUCGUUCAUGGCGCCCCAAUGCAUCACUACAGUCACACUCUCCAACAAGUACACAUUUAUUAACCCUUUAAGCACCAAUGGUGACCAACACCAAUUUUCUCCUCACGAUAUCCAUACCUUGUCAAGAGAUAAGGUUAUGAGAAUUAAUGAAAUGAUCACUAAAGAGAAAAUGUUUUGAUCUUUUAUCAAAUUCUCUCAACUUAUUCUUUAAAGAAAUGUAUAGAGAUCAGUUUGGAGAAUUGGUAUGUGGAUAUUGUGGCUUACUCGUGUGGAAAAAACAGAACUGUUGCCACCCUGUGGUUACUAUCUGAAAGUUUAUGGUGUUUUUUCCUCAUAGGUUUGUUUUCGUUGUGGUCAAAACAUUGGCCUUGGAGAGAUUGCUGUUUUUGCUUCUCGUGCCGGAGAGAGUAGAUGUUGGCACCCCGGCUGCUUUGUGUGCCAGAUUUGUAACAAUCUCUUGGUAGACCUGAUUUACUUCUACAAGGAUGGAGGCAUCUACUGCGGCAGACACUACGCUGAGAUGUUCAAGCCCCGCUGUGCUGCUUGUGAUGAGGUGAGAGAAUCUGAUGUCUAUGUUACUGUUUGAUAGACUUUGUUGUUUCUUGGUCGUGUUGCGGACGUUUGCGAUCACCAAAUGACGUGCAGCUGUAAAACAAAUGAUUGAAAAGACACUGAACACCACACCAACCAUAUAUUUGUAGUUUCUCGCCUGCAACACCAAGAAACAUCCUAAACUUUCAACGUGAUUUACUGACAGCUCCAAAGCCCCAUUCACGGUCAAAGCGUUAACAAUCAACCUGCCCCAUUUGCGGUAGAAGCAUAAGCUUUGUACCAGGAACACAUGUUUUAUAUCUAAACCAGGUUUUCAAGUAAAAUUUGGACUUGUGUCUUCAUUUUUGCCAAAUUUGUAGUCGACCAAAACCUUUAGGCAGCUGUUACAAAGGAAUUAAAAUAAUUUAUACCAUGUUUAACGAAACAGGUUUUAAACAUUUUCAAGCGUUGGUGUGAAUGGUGCAGUACUCGCUAGCAAACACGAACACCAACCAGUCAAGAUCAGGGAGAGCUUCGUCUUUCCCCGCGCGUGUCUUCCUCUUUCACGCGCAGCAAUUAUCUUGCACCCAUAAUUCUUAUGUCCUGCCAUACAGGCUAAAGCCCCUUCAAAAAUCCCAACAAAUACUUCAGUAAAUUUACAGACAACGUAUUUUUGUUGCAGUUGAUCUUUAGCCGGGAAUACACUCAGGCCGAAGACCGUAACUGGCAUCGCAAGCACUUCUGUUGUUACGAGUGUGAUCGGGAUCUGGGUGGGCUACUGUACGUUGCACGUGACGGGCAUCCACACUGCAUGGAGUGCUACAAUCGCCUGUACGCUAAGAAAUGCUCAGAAUGCCGUAACGUCAUUGGCGCAGACGCUCAGAGGAUCGAAUACGAGGGAGAGUUCUGGCACGCGCGAGACGAGUGCUUCAAGUGCGCAAUGUGCAAGACAUCACUGAUUGGAAGGCAGUUUCUUCGUCAUCCAAAGAAGAACAAGAUUUUCUGUUCCACCGGUUGCGCCAGAAGUUACUAGACUUGGUUAUUAGAGAAGUUUGUUUUUAACAUCCUGUUGGGUUUUAUCAGACAGUAGACGGUGCUUAGGUUUUAGAAUUUUUAGUUCGAAACGACGGUGGAGUUACGAGUUUAAUAGGUAGAGUUAAUUCUCUUAAGCUAGACAGUCACGUUUUAAGGUAUUUGUGAAAAAUAGCGCCAGUAAGAAUUUCCUUAUAAGUUAUUAUUUGAAAAACAAACUGUUAUUUCGCUCUCAAAACCACAAUCCACCGGGACUGAAUUAGACCGAAUAUAGCAAGACAAAUUCAAGCACCUUUUAAGCUAAACACGCGUUUCCCGCUGUUGAUGUCAGCAACAUAUUUUCAGUUUUUGAAAUAUGAGGUAUAAUGUUUGUUACUGCUGAAUUGAGAGUGAGAAACCUCUCCAAUUUAUCUUCGUCCGGUUUUUUCAAACCCGUGUAUAGAACUAACAACUUGCCUCAACUUAGAAUAAGUCACGAACUCUCAAACAGAUCUUCUGGUACUGGGUUCACAUACUAAAAAGGCCAAAGACUUUUCUCAGUCACUUAUUCCUAGGACUUGACAUUCAGAACGCAGUUAGACCAAGUGGAUAGCGACCACGAGAUUAAUCAUAGAUAGGUGUGUUUUCGACGAUUUUGUUAUACAUUCAACCAGGCCAUUAGAGUGGAAAAGGUCUUUUUAUUCUCAGAGCUCAAUCACCUACACCGUGCAUGACGGCCGACAUCAAUAACACGGUUUUUUCACUGUCAACACAUUUAAAAUAUUUGCUUUCCACUCUUGACUUCGCAGGUUACACGAUUCACUAUAACUUUGAGUUUUCGUUAGUUCCCCUCGCUUCGCUUUGUGGCCACUAAGUUGGCCUGGUAAAACGCGUUUUUUUUUUUAAUAUUCGUUGUUGCACUGUUAGAGACCUUCAGAUUCUAAGACGAGGACGGCUACGUCACUGGGAGAACGAAAUUUUCUGAAUAGGGAGCUUAAGCAACGACGAGGCGUCGGCAACGAGAACGGCAAAAAAGCAAUACGUUUAGACCCUGUUUACAUGGAGUGGGGGACCCCGGUCUAGUGGGGUAAGUUUCUUUUGUUUUGUGUCCCCCAGAACGUGAAAACAAAAGAAACUUACCCCACUAGACCGGGGUCCCCCACUCCAUCACUCCAUGUGAACAGGCCCUUAGAUUGGCAAAACAACAACUCUGCACGUGCAUCACCCUUUUUUGUACAUUUCUUAGCCGUCGUUGCACGAUACAACGUGAAAGUGCCUAAAUCCACGUUUUGUCGAGGACGGGAACACAAGACAACAACUUUGUUUUUCGUUUCCUAAACUUUGAUACCGUCCUUUAGAAUUCAAGGCCAAAAACAUUUGACAGAGUAAACGAGAUGGAAUAAGCGUGAUAAAAAUUGUAAAAAAAAUUGUAAAUUGCUUGUUUACCCACGAAGCACAUAGGAGUUCUUAUGAACUCACUGAAACGUGUCCGUGCGUUCCAGAUCGAAUUGGAAUUUGGAAGUGUUAGUUUUUGAGGAGAGGGGAAAACCAGAGAAUUCGGAGAAAAACCUCUCGGAGCAAGGGAGAGAACCAACAACAAACUCAACCCACAUAUGGCGUCGACGUCGGGAGUUGACCCGGGUCACAUUGUUGGGAGGCGAGCGCUCUCACCACUGCGCCACCCUUGCUCCCCGAGUUUGGGCAUGAAGAAGCGCGAAUUCACUUGUUAAUCUUAGACAUCGCCACCGUUGUACCAAGUAGUGGGCGCCGCACGUGAACCCGCGUCAUUAGGGACUUUUAAAGAUCCAAAGACGCGGACGGCAACGAGAAGGUAAAAAAAAAACAAUAGGUUUUUAUAAGCAAAACAACAACUUUGCACGUGCAUCAUGCUUUUUUGUACAUUUCUUUGUCCGUUUUUGCACGACUUCGACGUGAACAUGCCCAAUUUCGCGUUUUAUGGAGGACAUAAACAAGCAAGGACGAAAUUUUAUUUCUUUUUGAACUUGGAUAUUGGCCCUAGGAUUUCAGUUCCAGGAGGGUUCACCUACAUUUGACAAAGUAAGUGGGUAGGAAUAAAUUGCGAUAAAGACUGAAAGAACGCAAAUUCACUUUUUAAGCGACGUUCUCGUUAACGUCGCGUCGUUGGAUCUUAAAGUCCCUAUUUUGGUUUUGGUGAAAAAAACGUAAAAUGAAGCUGUCUGGAUUGUUUACUCUUUGAGCAUAAGCGAAAAAAACCUGUAAGUUAAAUCUCGCCCUCGUAGUCUUCCUCGUCCUCGGAUAUAAAGCUCUAUUAAUAUAGAUUGAAACACUGAGUAUGGUGAUUCAUGAUUAAUUUUGUAAAGGAGGACACAAAUAGGUGGUUCCUCAUUUUAUGGGACAAAAUAUUGAUUAACUGU
Porites lobata is the source of this 11395-nucleotide messenger RNA. Lineage: Eukaryota; Metazoa; Cnidaria; Anthozoa; Scleractinia; Poritidae. The record is from the annotation of a GenBank genome assembly.